AUGACUCUGAAGGAAACCAGCAACCAUAUCAUGAGCACCCCUAGGCAGAAGCGCACAUGGCAAGAAAUGAGCCUUCCUGCCAACACCAACUUAAGGCAUGUNGUGCCUGACCCCUUUCCCCUGGACGUGCGCAAGCUGCUGGUGGCGGGCAAUCGCAUCCAGCGCAUCCCCGAGGACUUCUUCAUCUUCUACGGCGACCUGGUCUACCUGGACUUCAGGAACAACUCGCUACGCUCGCUGGAAGAGGGCACUUUCAGCGGCUCCGCCAAGCUCGCCUUCCUCGACCUCAGCUACAAUAACCUGACCCAGCUGGGCGCCGGCGCCUUCCGCUCGGCGGGGAGGCUGGUCAAGCUGAGCCUGGCCAACAACCACCUGGCGGGCGUGCACGAGGCGGCCUUCGAGACCCUGGAGUCGCUGCAGGUGCUGGAGCUCAACGACAACAACCUGCACAGCCUCAACGUGGCUGUCCUGGCCGCGCUGCCCGCGCUGCGCACCCUGCGCCUGGACGGGAACCCCUGGCUUUGCGACUGCGAUUUCGCCCACCUCUUCUCCUGGAUCCAGGAGAACGCGUCCAAGCUGCCCAAAGGCCUUGACGAAAUCCAGUGCUCCCUGCCCAUGGAGAACAGGAGAAUUUUCCUGCACGAGUUGUCAGAGGCCAGCUUCAAUGAGUGUAAGUUCAGCCUCUCGCUCACAGACCUGUUCAUCAUCAUCUUCUCCGGCGUGGCCGUGUCCAUCGCCGCCAUCAUCUCCAGCUUCUUUCUGGCCACCGUGGUGCAGUGCUUCCAGAGAUGCACCCCCAACAAAGACUCCGAGGACGAAGAUGAUGAUGAAGACGACUGAGCCGCCCCUCCCAGACCUCGUUUUCCAGAACCCAUGCUGGUGGCUCCCCUUUGAAAAGAGAGGGAAAUGCUGAAAGCAGAAAAGAAACCAACCACCGUCAGUGCCCAGAGCACCCAACAGCACCUGCUCCACGCCUGGCACCCUGGGCGUACCUGGUGGGACCUCCGAUCUCAGAGUUGAGAAUUCACAGAGCGUGGAGCUCAGGAAGGAUUCCCGGAGGAGAGCCUGCCUCUCAGUUUGAGGUGUGUGUGUGGGGAGAAGAUGGCCGAGUCAGGCUUCAUGGCUGAUGACUGGAAGCCAACCUAGGGGAUAUGAGCCCACAGAGAUGAUUUUGUGACGUCCGUACGGGGAGACCAUGCAGUAUCUCCUUCCUCUCAAGAGGCAGCAGUUUAGACAGUGGGGAUUCGGGUUCAGGUCCCUCUUCCUGGACUUCUGUUCUUCCCGAGAUACGCUUCGGCAAACAUGGGAUUUACUCAAAGAACAAACCCACAGUUGACUACCAUGGCACCGAGGAGAAAACCUAGAACUGGCCAAAGGGUGUUUGUUGUUAUAUUUUGGUGAGUGGGUCAGGAAAACAUUUGUCAACACAACUCAAACCCUGAUCCUUAUCCUUGGAUUUAGCAACUAGAAGGGGAAGGAUAGUCGUUUUGUACAAUUGUGAUAGCCUCUGCUCAGAGCCACUCUUCCCUCUGAAGUUAUUUCCCUUCCCAGUUCCCACAUCCUGCCCCGUGAGUCCCUCCUCAGCCAAAUAACAUCUGGCCAUUCUCUGUGCUGGCACCUCGCCAGAUGUGUCAUCUCCAAAACUUGGAGUAAACUUUCCCGGAGGCUAGGCUUUCAGAAGGCAGGUUGCAUCGGACCAAGAAAAUAGUAACAAAACAAAACAAACACACUGGGACUUGGUCUCUGAAAAACCUCCAUCAGUAGCCCUAGCGGGGGUGUGACAUUUCUUUGGCGCAUAGGCUGUGACAGGCAGUGUUUUUCCGGAUGUGGGAUGCAACACUUGGUUCAAAGACAGUAUAAAACAAUGUCAUGGACCCAGUAGGUUCAUGCAAGAUGACGUGUGUCACCAGCCCUGGACCUUGCUGGGGACUGACCUUCAGACGAGGGGCUCCCGAGAAACUCCAGGAAUAUUUCUGAGAAUCACCUGUCCUUUGUCUGCCUCCCCUGCCCCCUUCCAUCUUUGCUUCCACAAGGAAUUACUGAGUGUUUGCUAAGCGUCAGGCACUGUGGAGACGCAAUGCAUAAGAAAGACAGGCCCCUGUUCACGUGGGUCUCAUCUUAUCACAGGUGGAACUUAAAACAAGCAAGUAAACAAAACUAAUUGCAAGUAGUGAUAAGGGCCAUGAAGGAAAUAAAUGAGGUCUUCUGACAGAGUACUGGUAGAAACCUCUCAAGAGUGGGUAGUUGGGUAUAUUAGCCAGGGUUUUCCAGAGACACAGAACCAACAGGAGAUGUGGGUAUUCUAUCUAUCUAUCUAUCUAUCUAUCUAUCUAUGAAUGAUAAGGAAUUGGCUCACAUGACUAUGGAGGUGAAAGAUCUCAGAACCUGUAGCUGGCCAGCUGGAGACCCAAGGAGAGCCAGUGGUGUAGUUCCGGUCUGAGUCCAAAGGCCUGACGACCAGGAGAACCAAUGGUUAAGUUUUAGUUUGAGGGAAGGAGAAGACCCAGGUCAAGCAGUCAGAGAGAGAGAGAGUGAAUUCUCCUUUCCUCCACCUUUCUGUUGUAUUCAGGUCCUUGGCAGGUUGGAUGGGGCCCACCCACACUGGGGAGGGCAGUCUGCUUUAUACAGUCUAUAGAGCCUAAUGCUAAUCUCAUCCAGAAACAUCCUCAAGACACACUCAGAAACAACAUUUAACCAAAUAUCUGGGCACUCUGUGACCCAGUCAAGGUGACGCAUACAGUUAACCAUCACAUUGGGGAAGGGCUCUGCUCGGGUGGCUUGGAGCCGAAUCCUGCCUCCUCUCACCUCCUUGACCCCCCUUCUCCCUUCUGCUCUCUUUCUCUACCCUUCUUCCCCUCUCCCCAUCCUUGGUCACUCCUUCUAGCCCCCAGCAUUCUUGGCUGCAGUGGAGGAGACCCCUGGCACAGAAGGGCUGUCUUCCCAUAGAGUCACUGGGCAGCGGGGAAGAGGGCAGCAUCUUUCUAGACUCCAUGGCAACCUCAGCACAUUGAGCCACCUCUGUGGCCUCCACCCUCAGUGCAGGCGACGCUGCCAUUGAGGAAACAAUAUAAGAAAACUGAAAUUGGUCAUCACGAACAAUUAGGUGCUGCUUGAAUUCCAGUCUAAAGGUUCCAGCCAUCAUUGACAUCUUUGUGAAUGAAGGUUCCUUGAAAAGGUUUUCAAUAAGGAGAGUGGUGCACUCCACUGACAUUGGGCCACUGGAGGGAAGAUGAAAGAUCACGGGGGGCGGGGGGUGCAAGGGUUUAAAGGCUGGGAGUUUGAGACACAAGACAAUCUAUUGUCAGCACCUCCCCGGCCUGGCCACAGAUUCAGCUGAGACUUGUGUGAGGUUUGAAUUACUGCCUGUCAUCCCAGUCUCCAGUCCCUAUCCCCAGGAGCACCCUACCACAGGCACAUUUUAAAGGUCCUGGGCCCAGCUGGGGCCCUGCCAAAGUCACAAUAUGUUUCUCUCAGAGUCCUGGGGAGACGGUGUCCCAAGCUGUGGAAAUAACACCAGCCCCUUGUCCUAAUAGGUUCCGGUGGAUGCAGUCCCACAUAAUGAGUGUGUUUUAUUGCUCAGUCUGCCUCAAGUGGUUCAUUCUGGUCAGUGGGCAUAAGCCCUGCAAACCAUAGGGGCCACUGGUUAUUUUCCAAAUGAAGGCGUGAGCCAAGGAGGGGCGACCUGGGGCUCGCUGGGCACCAGUCAGCCAUCAUGUCUGCUGACUGCACCCCAGUUUUGGAAUGAUCACGAUUCUGGGGAAGAAGAGCUUUAAAAUGUUGCCAGUUGAAAUAGUCACUGCUCAGGUAUAAAGUUCCUGAGGAUCGCUGGGGACGCUGGGGCCAUGAGGGACAUCUGUGGUCAAGCCCAAGAAAAUAUGCUGAACAGGAGCCACGACUUAACUGGGGAAAGGCCUUUUGAGAAGUGACAUUGCACAAACAACACGCAAUGAUUUAGUGUUCCCUGACUUGCCGUAGGGUUUUAUCAUUAUCAACAGCAAUAACAGUGUUACAUCCCAACUGAGGGCCUCCAGGGCACCAGAAAUGCCCCUCUCCCAGAUCUCCAUUUGGAGUGUCAUUUGGGUCUCGUGUGUCACCUUCCCCAGACUCACUCUCAUCGCUUCAUAUCAUUUUCUGCACAGCACAGACUGUGGUGUGACAUUAUCCUACUUGUUUAUGUGUUUAUUGUCUAACUCUCUGGUCUAGAACCUGAGCUCGCCAAGGGCGGGAACUUGAGCCAUUUGUGUCCCCAGCAUUUAGAACAGCAAGUACCUGGCACAUAGCAGUGGCACAAUAUAAUAUUGGUUGAAAGAGCAAACAGAUGCGUUCCAGGCACUAUACUAUUGUAGAACUUCUGCAAACAUGAGCUCCGCGAGUGUCCUCACAACUCCACAUGAGAGCUGCCAUUACCCUAAGUUUAUGAGGAAGCUGAGGCUCAGAGAAGGUGGGUAGGUUACAGUCAUGGAGUGGGUUUUGGCCACUGCUCUGACCAUUGCGCCGCCUCGCUCCGUCCAACUGCAUUCCCUUCUCAGGCCAGCAGGAGCAGGCCUGGCAGGGACGGUGUGGAGUGGCACAUUCCUUGGGGCUGUGUGCUGGGCUCCAGGGAAAGCAGCAUGCACUUGCUAGGUGCACCCAGAAUGAGUUUAUUUUGAGCCUCAAAUCCAACAUCUCAGACCUGUUCAGGAAAGCCAAAACCACCAAAAUAUCUUGUCUCACAGUCUAGGUCUCCUCAAGAUCUGAUGGCCAGGGGAUUCUGGUGGCAUCACAGAUGAAUUCAUCUUAUUGCGAUGACAGCCGAUAGCACAAAUGCAUCCCUUUGACCUGGGCAAGGGCCCCUAUCUUGGGUCCAGAGCUGUAGAGGGCCCUGCUCUGACUCCCCUCCAGCUGUGCCCUUGGGGUGAAUAAUUUGUGGGACCAAGGGCACACACCCACCCAGAACCAGUGUCCUCUUCUAGAACAUUCUCUGGGUACUAAGGACCCCAGAAUUGCCCCCCCACAAGCAACCCCAAGCUUGGGGGUAGGCCUCUUCCCAGCAUCCACACUCCGAGGUGAACUGAGUGGCCAAGCAGUAGAUAUUGGUGGGGGGUGUGAAUAGAGGUUGGAUGUACAGCCUGUGGUGCAGAAGACCCCCUAGAGGCACAGGAUGAAGUCAGGGCUAGAAAAAUAAAGGGGGUGGGGGGUUAGAUGGCUCAGCUCUCCGCACGCUGCCAUAUUCUGGUGCAGAUGUCCAGGAAUUCCAGAAUCAUCCUUUAAACCUAGUCUUCCAAGCCAUUCACAAGGUAUUUUUGUUAAGGUAGCUGGGUAGAACGUUUUCUUUGCCAGUUUAUCGCCAUGUAGGACUUGUGACUGUUUAGAUAUGGGUGUGUGGAAGGUACUUGUACUCUUGUUCUGGCUGCACAGAUGGUACAGGUGGGCCUGGGUACCACACCAGGGACCACCCUGGCUGCGGCCCUAGGACCAGAUACCGCUUCUGCCUUGUGGGACUGGUCAAAAUGGGCCUUGACACAGAAAGGCUGAAAACCGAAUGCACACCAAUCGCUUUCACCAGUGACAGAGAAGGGUUAGUAUUGAACGCCCACACUUCCCUCCUCCCCCUUCUUCUCCCCCUUUUCCUCCCUCCCGCCCCCCACCAUGUCCCUACAGGCUCAGACGGCCAACACUGCAGGCAUGAGUUCUAGGUGCCAUCAGUGGCUGGGGGCGGGUGCCUUCUCCAAUUCUAUCAAAUUUAACUGGACCCUGGACCCUCCAUUCCCUUAACAUCCCACCACCAACAUUGAGCUAGUCGCUAACCCUGGACAUUGGCCAUAAGUUCCUUUUUGUGGCUUCUGGUAACCUUGAGAGUGAAAGUCAUUUAUUAUUUGCUAAGUGGUCUAGCCGUACCCUGUUCAGUAAAACCUCCCCGAAGCAGACCCCUGUGGGUUUUAUUUGCCCGCCACCAGCAAGGUAUCUUUUUUUCUCUAAGACUCCAGGCCAAUAAACACACAUCCAAACUUGACAUUGUUUUUCCACGUAAAAGAUUUCUUAAACACAAAAAAAGAACACAACACUGUUCUCCACUAAUUGCAAAUGUGAUCCACUUUUUGAAAACAUGCCUUUUCAGGCUGUGCGUUAUUGUAUUUUUGGCCUUGGACGAAAUACAGUGUGCUUUUUUGGUAAAACCUCACACCCGUCUUCAGGACUGUUAGUCAUGAACCCAUUUGCUCGCCAGAGUUCCACUGGAACCGGAGCUGGGCGUUGGUUUUCCAAGAAUCCUCCUUUCAGGGUUUGCCACUCAGCACAGAACCCCCACCCCCAUUUGAGCCUCUGUGAAUAAUCAGAGUGAAGCAACCAUGUGUUACCCAGCCUCAAGAGGAGCCCUCCAGAAUGGAGGGUCCACACUUCAGUGGAGUGUCCACUCUGUCCUCGUAGCUGGACACCAGUGGCUGUGCCCUGGACCCUUUCAGAACCACGUAUAAGUGGACCCACGCAGUUCAAAGCCGUGUUGUCCAAGGAGCCACAGCAGGGUAGGAAGAGGCCACACUGCCCAGGACAAGGGGGGAACCCUCAGUAGACAUAAUGGAUGCGUGGUGGAUGCCAGUUCAGUCUGGGUUUUAAGCCCAAGAGAGACUCCAUCCCCAGAAACACACUUGAUCCUUGAACAACACGAGUUUGAACUGCGUGGGUCCACUUAUACGCAGACUUUUUUUCAAUAAAUAUGUAGUCAGCCUUCUGUAUCCCCGGUUUCAUCUGCAGAUUCAACUAACUACAAAACCAUCCCUGCCCUGCCUGGGUGUUGAAUCCCAAACUGCCAUCCCUAGAGAUCUCAGAAGGUGACCUUCCUUUCAGCCCUCACUCACUUGGCAGAGCCACAGUGUGUUUCUUAUGGAAAUGGGGACAAUGCCCCCUCUGUGGCCUCAGAUGAGUCCCUUAGGCCGGGCUUAGCGCCACACCUCCUAUGAUCGUCCCAAUUUCCCCGUUUCUCUGAACAGCAAAACUGUUCUUUUGUCAGGAUUCCUUCCACUCAGGUUUGUCAAUGUGUCACCACCCGCCGUCAUGGCAACCAGCCAGUUUCCAAACGAGAUCAGGCUCAGGUGGGACAGGAAGGAAAGUGGGCCUCGAAGCCAUCCAGCAGCUGCGUCCCUUCCUGAUUGAUGGGAGAGGCUGCAGGGUUCUGCUGAGACCGUGGGAAGUCAUGGGCUCCACACACUUUUAUGAGCUGCCUGGGGAGGCAAGAGGUUCCAGGGCAGGGUAUCCCCACCGUGGGGCUCUGAGCUGGCACCAUGGACAUCUCCCCACCCCCCACUCCCAUGGGACCCUCUGUCCCCAGAGGCAUCCUCUAGACUGUAAGCUCCAUGAGGUCGGCGCCAGUGGGCCUUCCAUCACUAAACACCAGGCCUGGCAGACAGGAGCCCUCAAUUGUUGGAGCACAUCCACUUCUCCAACUGAAGAGGGCCACACCAUGCGGCCUCCCUCCCUUAGGAAAGGAAGUCCAAGCGGGAGAGGAGGCAGGCAGAGUCCAGGAUGAGGGUCAAGCCAGGUGACUGCAAGUGACUCGUGACCACUGGAAUGGUUCUAACAGAAUAUUUAGGAGUAGUAUUACUGGAGUAUUAAAAUAGCAGAGUAAUAAAAUAUCCAAGCCAAGUACCAGAGCAUUCACAUUCUACCUGAGUAUGUGGAGGGGAACGGAGCUGGGCCUGCUGCUCACCUGGCUGGCCCUUAGGCUGUGUGAUGCUGCCGUGAGUGGUACCGGACUUUACCAACCUGCUCCUAUCCCUGUCCCCAAUACUCAGGCCCAUUAGCCCCUUGGCACUCUUUCUGUUCCCCAGACAGGCCUCGCUUGUUCCGGCCCGAGGGCCCUUGACCUGGCUGUCCCCUAUCCCUGGAAUUUUCUUCCCCUAGAUCUUUGCUCCUUCUCAUCAUUCAGGUCUCAGCUCAAAGGUCACCUUCUCAGAGAGGUCUUCCCUGCCCAUCCCAGCUGAAGAGACCCUCACCUGUCUCCCUCUAAUGCCUCAUCACCCUGUUUCAUUCUCUUCGCAGCACUCAUGGCUGUGUGGGCUUCUUGGGUAUGGUUUGCUUGCUUGUAAACUGUUUCCCCCUCUUUAGAUUGAAAACUGUGAGAGCAAGGUCCAUGCUUGUCUUGUUUAUCCUGUAUACCCAGAGCCUAGACCUGAUAAAUAUUUAUGAGGUUAAUGAGUGAGGUAGGUGGGUGGGUGGA
This is a messenger RNA of Hipposideros armiger (great roundleaf bat), 8191 nucleotides long. RefSeq names its product leucine rich repeat containing 38 (gene LRRC38). NCBI's taxonomy places the organism in Eukaryota, Metazoa, Chordata, Mammalia, Chiroptera, Hipposideridae. The record is from RefSeq and is a predicted model, not a curated record. The coding region runs from base 1 to 840 and encodes 279 amino acids. Gene Ontology annotation, molecular function: protein binding. The transcript has 3 exons.